Phyllostomus discolor (pale spear-nosed bat) is the source of this 6938-nucleotide messenger RNA. It is a transcript of the gene KIF1A, whose product is annotated as kinesin family member 1A. Gene Ontology annotation, biological process: microtubule-based movement. The record is from RefSeq and is a predicted model, not a curated record. NCBI's taxonomy places the organism in Eukaryota, Metazoa, Chordata, Mammalia, Chiroptera, Phyllostomidae. Gene Ontology annotation, molecular function: microtubule motor activity; ATP binding; microtubule binding.
GGCGGCUGGACUCGGGGGCCGCGCGCAGCCAACCAGCGCGGCGGGAGGGGCGCGGGGCGGGGCGGGGGGCGCGCAGCCCGUCACGCGGGGCCGCCCUCACACCGCCCAGUGCAGCCCCGGAGCAGCAGCGGCUCGGAGCGCAGGGACCCGAGCCCGGCUCGCGCCCAUGCCAGGACGCGGCCAGUGACACCGGAGAGGGGUCUCCCACGCCCGCCGGGGCUCGCGCCCACCCCCAGGAACGACCCUCAGAGGCUGCCGAGAUGGCUGGGGCCUCGGUGAAGGUGGCGGUGCGCGUCCGCCCCUUCAACUCCCGGGAGAUGAGCCGCGACUCCAAGUGCAUCAUCCAGAUGUCCGGGAGCACCACCACCAUCGUCAACCCCAAACAGCCCAAGGAGACGCCCAAAAGCUUCAGCUUCGACUACUCCUACUGGUCGCACACCUCGCCUGAGGACAUCAACUACGCGUCUCAGAAGCAGGUGUACCGGGACAUCGGCGAGGAGAUGCUGCAGCACGCCUUCGAGGGCUACAACGUCUGCAUCUUCGCCUACGGCCAGACAGGGGCCGGCAAGUCCUACACCAUGAUGGGCAAGCAGGAGAAGGACCAGCAGGGCAUCAUCCCGCAGCUUUGUGAGGACCUGUUCUCCCGCAUCAAUGACACAACCAACGACAACAUGUCCUACUCCGUGGAGGUCAGCUACAUGGAGAUAUACUGUGAGCGCGUCCGCGACCUCCUGAACCCCAAGAACAAGGGCAACCUGCGUGUGAGGGAGCACCCGCUGCUGGGGCCCUACGUGGAGGACCUCUCCAAGCUGGCGGUCACCUCCUACAAUGACAUCCAGGACCUCAUGGACUCAGGGAACAAGGCCAGGACCGUGGCGGCCACGAACAUGAACGAGACCAGCAGCCGCUCCCACGCCGUCUUCAACAUCAUCUUCACCCAGAAGCGCCACGAUGCGGAGACUGACAUCACCACAGAGAAAGUGAGCAAAAUCAGCCUGGUGGACCUGGCCGGGAGCGAGCGGGCCGACUCCACGGGGGCGAAGGGCACGCGACUCAAGGAGGGAGCCAACAUCAACAAGUCCCUGACCACGCUGGGGAAGGUCAUCUCCGCUCUGGCCGAAAUGGACUCCGGGCCCAACAAGAACAAGAAGAAGAAGAAGACGGACUUCAUCCCCUACAGAGACUCCGUGCUGACCUGGCUGCUGCGGGAAAACCUGGGCGGGAACUCGAGGACGGCGAUGGUGGCGGCCCUGAGCCCUGCAGACAUCAACUACGACGAGACGCUGAGCACCCUGAGGUAUGCGGACCGGGCUAAGCAGAUCCGCUGCAACGCCGUCAUCAACGAGGACCCCAACAACAAACUGAUCCGAGAGCUGAAGGACGAGGUGACCCGGCUGCGGGACCUGCUGUACGCCCAGGGUCUCGGGGACAUCACCGACACCAACACUGUGCCCGGAGGACCCAAAUACCUGUCCGACCUGGACAACAAUAACUGUAACCGCGGCUGGGCGGAGCUGAGUCGAGCCCCUGACAAUCUCUCCACAGUGACCAACGCGCUGGUGGGCAUGAGCCCCUCGUCCUCACUCUCGGCCCUGUCCAGCCGCGCGGCCUCUGUGUCCAGCCUGCACGAGCGCCUGUUGUUUGCCCCCGGCAGCGAGGAGGCCAUCGAGAGGCUGAAGGAGACGGAGAAGAUCAUAGCCGAGCUCAACGAGACCUGGGAGGAAAAGCUGCGGCGGACGGAAGCCAUUCGAAUGGAGAGGGAAGCCCUGCUGGCUGAGAUGGGUGUGGCCAUGAGGGAGGACGGCGGCACCCUGGGUGUGUUCUCUCCCAAAAAGACACCGCAUCUCGUCAAUCUGAACGAGGACCCGCUGAUGUCCGAGUGUCUCCUCUAUUACAUCAAGGACGGGCUCACCAGAGUGGGCCGGGAGGACGGGGAGAGGCGGCAGGACAUCGUCCUGAGUGGGCACUUCAUCAAGGAGGAGCACUGUGUCUUCCGCAGCGACUCCAGAGGGGGCAGUGAAGCCGUGGUGACCCUGGAGCCCUGUGAGGGGGCAGACACCUAUGUCAAUGGCAAGAAGGUCACGGAGCCCAGCAUCCUGCGGUCAGGAAACCGCAUCAUCAUGGGAAAGAGCCACGUGUUCCGGUUCAACCACCCCGAGCAGGCGCGGCAGGAGCGAGAGCGCACGCCCUGCGCAGAGACACCCUCCGAGCCCGUGGACUGGGCCUUCGCCCAGCGCGAGCUGCUGGAGAAGCAGGGCAUCGACAUGAAGCAGGAGAUGGAGCAGAGGCUCCAGGAGCUGGAGGACCAGUACCGCCGGGAGCGGGAGGAGGCCACCUACCUGCUGGAGCAGCAAAGGCUGGACUAUGAGAGCAAGCUGGAGGCGCUGCAGAGGCAGAUGGACUCCAGGCUCUUCCCAGAGGCGAACGAGGAGGAGGAGGAGCCGGAGGAUGAAGUCCAGUGGACAGAGAGGGAGUGCGAGCUGGCGCUCUGGGCCUUCCGCAAGUGGAAGUGGUACCAGUUCACGUCGCUGCGGGACCUGCUGUGGGGCAACGCCAUCUUCCUCAAGGAGGCCAACGCCAUCAGCGUCGAGCUCAAGAAGAAGGUCCAGUUCCAGUUCGUCCUCCUCACGGACACACUCUACUCCCCGCUGCCCCCGGACCUGCUGCCCCCGGAGGCUGCCAAAGACCGGGAGACACGCCCCUUCCCCCGCACCAUCGUGGCCGUGGAGGUGCAGGACCAGAAGAAUGGGGCCACCCACUACUGGACACUGGAGAAGCUCAGGCAACGCCUGGAUCUCAUGCGAGAGAUGUACGACCGGGCGGCCGAGGUGCCCUCGAGCGUCAUCGAGGACUGCGACAACGUGGUGACUGGCGGGGACCCCUUCUACGACCGGUUCCCCUGGUUCCGGCUGGUGGGCAGCUCAGUCAUCUCUGGCUGCAGCAGUUACCCUCUUCUCAACACGUGCAUGAGCGCGCGCAUGGCUGCUCUCACCCCCUCCCCCACCUCCUCGAGCCCCGACUCCGACGCCACCGAGCCUGCCGAGGAGCAGAGCCUGGGGGAGGAGGAGGAGGAGGAGGAGGAGGAGGACCUGGAGGACGACGUCUUCCCCGAGCACGGGCUUCACGACGGCCGGGACCCGUUUUACGACCGGCCCCCCCUGUUCAGUUUAGUAGGAAGGGCCUUCGUGUACCUGAGCAACCUGCUGUACCCCGUGCCCCUGGUGCACCGCGUGGCCAUCGUCAGCGAGAAGGGCGAGGUGAAGGGCUUCCUGCGAGUGGCUGUCCAGGCCAUCUCAGCCGAUGAAGAGGCCCCAGAUUACGGCUCGGGUGUCCGCCAGUCGGGAACUGCCAGAAUCUCCUUUGAUGACCAGCAUUUCGAGAAGUUCCAGUCUGAGUGCUGCCAGGCCGGGGGCAUGUCGCGCUCCGGGACCUCCCAGGAAGAGCUGCGCAUCGUGGAAGGCCAGGGCCAGGGCGCGGACGUGGGGCCCUCUGCCGACGAGGUCAACAACAACACCUGCUCGGCGCUGCCUCCAGAAAGCCUGCUGCUCGACAGCCCCGAGAAGGCCGCCCUGGACGGGCCCCUGGACGCCGCCCUGGACCACCUGCGCCUGGGCAGCACCUUCACCUUCCGCGUGACCGUCCUGCAGGCGUCCAGCAUCUCCGCGGAGUACGCCGACAUCUUCUGCCAGUUCAACUUCAUCCAUCGCCACGACGAGGCCUUCUCCACGGAGCCCCUGAAGAACACGGGGCGGGGCCCCCCGCUCGGCUUCUACCACGUCCAGAAUAUCGCGGUGGAGGUGACCCGGUCCUUCAUCGAGUACGUCAAGAGCCAGCCCGUGGUGUUCGAGGUCUUCGGCCACUACCAGCAGCGCCCGUUCCCGCCGCUCUGCAAGGACGUGCUCAGCCCCCUGAGGCCCUCGCGCCGCCACUUCCCACGGGUCAUGCCGCUGUCCAAGCCAGUGCCGGCCACCAAGCUCAGCACGCUGACGCGGCCCUGCCCCGGGCCACGCCACUGCAAGUACGACCUGCUGGUCCACUUCGAGAUCUGCGAGCUGGAGGCCGACGGCGACUACAUCCCUGCGGUGGUGGACCACCGCGGCGGCAUGCCGUGCGUGGGGACCUUCCUGCUCCACCAGGGCAUCCAGCGACGGAUAACCGUGACGCUGCUGCACGAGACGGGCAGCCACAUCCGCUGGAAGGAAGUGCGCGAGCUGGUCGUGGGUCGCAUCCGGAACACGCCAGAAACAGACGAGUCCCUGAUCGACCCCAACAUCCUGUCCCUCAACAUCCUCUCGUCCGGGUACAUCCACCCGCCCCAGGACGACCGGCAGUUUCUUGAUUCGGACAUGCCUAGCGUUUCCUUUGGAGGUGACACUAGGACCUUUUACCAGUUUGAGGCCGCGUGGGACAGCUCCAUGCACAACUCGCUGCUGCUGAACCGCGUCACCCCGUACCGAGAGAAGAUCUACAUGACCCUCUCUGCCUACAUCGAGAUGGAGAACUGUGCCCAGCCCGCCGUGAUCACCAAGGACUUCUGCAUGGUCUUCUACUCCCGCGACGCCAAGCUGCCCGCCUCGCGCUCCAUCCGCAACUUGUUUGGCAGCGGGAGCCUGCGGGCCUCUGAGAGCAACCGAGUGACGGGCGUGUACGAGCUCAGCCUGUGCCACGUGGCCGAUGCGGGCAGCCCAGGGAUGCAGCGGCGGCGCCGGCGGGUGCUGGACACGUCCGUGGCCUACGUGCGGGGCGAGGAGAACCUGGCCGGCUGGAGGCCCCGCAGUGACAGCCUCAUCCUGGACCACCAGUGGGAGCUGGAGAAGCUGAGCCUCCUGCAGGAGGUAGAGAAGACCAGGCACUACCUGCUGCUGCGGGAGAAGCUGGAGACCACCCAGCGGCCCCGUCCCGAGACGCUGUCCCCCGCCUCCAGCGAGGACUCGGAGUCCCGCAGUUCCUCUGGCGCCUCCUCCCCGCUCUCGGCCGACGGUCGACCCUCGCCCCUGGAGACCCCUGACGAGAGGCAGCGGGAACUGGCCGUCAAGUGCCUGCGCCUCCUCACGCACACGUUCAACAGAGAGUACACGCACAGCCACGUCUGCAUCAGCGCCAGCGAGAGCAAGCUCUCUGAGAUGUCUGUCACCCUGCUGCGGGACCCGUCCGUGUCCCCUCUGGGGGCCGCCACGCUCACCCCCUCCUCCACCUGCCCCUCCCUGGUCGAAGGGCGAUAUGGAGCCGGAGCCGCAGACCUGAGGACCCCCCAGCCCAGGUCCCCCCCGCCCGCCAGCCCGGAGCCAGAGCCAGUACCGGAGGCGGACUCCAAGAAGACCCCCUCCCCGGCCCGGGCCCCGGAGGCGGACAAGGAGCCCCAGCGCCUGCUGGUGCCAGACAUCCAGGAGAUCCGGGUCAGCCCCAUCGUCUCCAAGAAGGGGUACCUGCACUUCCUGGAGCCGCACACGGCCGGCUGGGCCAAGCGCUACGUGGUGGUGCGGCGGCCCUACGCCUACAUGUACAACAGCGACAAGGACGCCGUGGAGCGGUUCGUGCUCAACCUCUCCGCCGCCCAGGUGGAGUACAGCGAGGACCAGCAGGCCAUGCUCAAGACGCCCCACACCUUCGCGGUCUGCACGGAGCACCGCGGCAUCCUGCUGCAGGCGAGCAGCGACAAGGACAUGCACGACUGGCUGUACGCCUUCAACCCCCUCCUGGCCGGGACCAUACGCUCCAAGCUCUCCAGAAGGAGGGCUGCCCAGAUGAGGGUCUGAGCGGAAGACGCCCCGCCCUCCUGACGCCCAGUGGGCCCAGCCUGCCCCUCGCCAUCCGUCUGUCUUCGCCCCCAGCCCUCCCCCCCCGCCCGCCGGCCAACCCGCCCCCUCCCAGGGACACUGCGCUGGCCAGGGGGCCUGCGCCACACGACCUGUCCUGAUGGACCCGUCCUGUCUCCACGGAAGCCUCGUUGGUUGUCAUUUCUUCUCUGAGACGGGCCCUGGGGGGAAAGGGCUGGGAGACACGGGUGGGGGGGCCGGAGGGCCCCAGUCAGGGGGCAUUGCUGACAUUCUAAUAUUUUUUUAAGCAUAGACAGACUUAUAUUAAUAUACAGUAGUUAGCGACACGGAGACAGUCCACUCAGAAAUUAACUCUAAGACUGUGUUCUAUUUAUAAGUAUUUAUUUCUAACGACCUGUAGGGUUCAGAGGACCCCUUCCCGCUUGUUCCCACGCACAUCCCCCAAGCCUUGUAGGGACAGACAGGCUGGGCAGCCGCCUCGGAAGACCCCAGGGAGGCCGGCACCUCGGGGCCCGGCCCUCGUCCUGGGGGUGUGCCUGUGUCCGGGCCCUGCUGCCCGACGUCCAGACAGCACGGAAGGGCGCGUGUCACUUCUAGUGGGAGGCACCGCCCACGUCGCACCUGCACGGCAGCCGGCGGGAACCUGUGGGAGACGGGGAGGCCAGGGGGGGGCUGCCCCGGGAGGCCUGGGAGGAAGGACCACGUCCCACGGUGGAGUCCUGUGUCCCUGAGACGCUGCGGUUGUCUGGGUGAUGGUCCAGGCAGCCCCUCCAGCUGCUGUGAGAAGCGGGGCAAGGGCAGGGCUGCCCCCCAGGGAGAAGGUCUGAUGCCCCCUGUGCCCCCAGAGAAGAGAGCUCCCGGGAGGGGCAGUUGGACACUGUGGUUCAGGCCGGUGAGGGUGCAUGGCGCUGGGCUCUCCCUUCCGGUCGGAGGUUUUGUCCCCCGUCGCUCCAGCCUCGUUCCAGAUCCCCUGGGCCCCCUCGGCAGACCCCAUGCCUGUGGGUCGCCGAGGCCAGCGGAGGCAUCAGCCCAGCGCAGAGUCAGACCGCAUGUCCUGCCUGGGUGCCUGGGUGUGGAACCCGUCAGAGCAGCCAGGGGGCCUGGAGGGUCUUCCGUGACCUGCUCCCACAACCAAAGGCACAUUUGGCGUCUUUCUGGCUC